AUGAGCAAAAGAACAUUUCAACCAUCGAAAAGAAAAAGAAGAAAUAAGCACGGAUUUAUGGACAGAAUGGCUUCUGCGAAUGGAAGAAAAGUUCUGGCGCGUAGAAGAGCUAAAGGAAGACAUAAAUUAACU
This is a messenger RNA of Tuber aestivum (summer truffle), 132 nucleotides long. NCBI's taxonomy places the organism in Eukaryota, Fungi, Ascomycota, Pezizomycetes, Pezizales, Tuberaceae. The record is from the annotation of a GenBank genome assembly.